GUAUGUAGGGGAUAAAUCUGAAGGAAAAAAAAGAGAAAAAGACAAAAAGCAUGAUGAAAAAAGAAGCAGAUCACAAGAAAGGAAUGUGUCAAUCUAAAUUACCAGGCUUUUAUUUAUUUAUUUAUUCCUUUAGCAAGGUUUAGAGAGGGAAGGGAAAAAAAAAUAAAUACUUGUAUGUUGCAAGAGGUUUAGGGGAAGUUACUGCUGAAAUCAGCGUAUAAAUGGUUUGCAAGGUCAGUCUCUGGAGCAGUUAGUGAGUAAAACAGGAGUGGAAAUAACACAAAGUACUCAAAAAAAGGAGGGUCCAAUCCUGAAUGUGUUUGGAUGAGUUUCUGAAUCUCCAGAAUGUUGUUCCUGGGCUAUGCAGCUCUGCUCUUAUGUUGGACGUCUUGUACUGCACAAAGAGCUUGUGAAGAACCUCCUCCUAGGAGGGUUAAGGAAGUGCCUACUAAAAUAUGGGACAAACCUCCCUAUCCACAUGGUACUCAAGCAACAUACAGUUGUCGGCCUGGAUAUAUAAAACCUGGACGAAUUAUGUUUAAGUGCGUUGAUGGGGCAUGGCAGCAGCAGCCCCCAGUGACAGAAUGCAAAGAAAAGCCCUGUGGGCAUCCUGGAGAUACUCAGUUUGGUUCCUUUGAACUUACCGUUGGAAGUGAAUUUGUAUUUGGUGCCAGAGUUGAGUACAGAUGUAAUGAUGGAUACCAGAUGCUCAGCCAAAGAAAUUACCGUGAGUGUCAGGCAGAUGGAUGGAGCAAUGAUAUCCCUUACUGUGAAGUGGUAAAGUGUUUACCUGUACAGGCACCAGAAAAUGGAAGAAUAAUUAUGGCUGGUGCAUUUGAGCUAGACCAAGAAUAUGCCUUUGGCCAAGUUGUAAAUUUUGAAUGUAAUGCAAAAUACAAGCUUGUUGGAGCUAAAGAAAUAAUUUGCUCGUCUAAUGGAAGAUGGAGUAACGAUGUGCCUCAGUGCCAAGAUAUUAACUGUGAUGUGCCAGAAAUUCCAAAUGGAUAUGUACAUUCUCCAAAGCAGUCUUACAAGGAAUUGGAAAUACUGCGGUUUUCCUGUAAUGAUGGAUACAGAUAUGGCGAAAGAUCAGAUGCACUGUGCACUGAAACAGGAUGGAAUCCACCUCCCUAUUGCACUGAAAUUGUGUGCUCUCCUCCAGUAGUUCACCACGGAAACUUUAGACCUGACAAAGGCAGUUACAAAACGGGUGAUACAAUCAUGAUACAGUGUGAUCCUGGAUAUCAUUUAAAAGCAUUGACUGGCAGAAACACAGCUGAAUGCACCGGGAAUGGCUGGGUGCCUGAGCCAGCUUGUGUCCGUAAGUAACUCUCAUGGAUGAAAAUACAAACUGUAGAGUUGUUAGAAGCAUCUGAGAGAAAAAGAGGUCAAGAGCAGAACUUAAGGAGCAUUAGACAUGGGAGUCACUCAUUUUUUUUCUUUGUGAUGUAAAGCUUAAUGUGAUGGUUUAGAAAAAUCACCUAUAAAACAAUGGUUUAAUCAAUAUUUACAUUAUGUUUAUUAACACAGGUAUUAUCUAUUACUGUAUUUGUGAAUUUGUUAAAAUGUGCUGUAGUCAGUUCACUUGUGCUCCACUCAAGGAGCAUCCCAGCCAAGAUAAGGGGACAUCAUGAGUGUUAAAGUACAAACUACAGGUAAUGGUUGGAAAAUGUCUUUCCUCUUAGCUAUCACAGCUUUAGAUUUUUACUUGCAGUUGUAGGUUGGUUUUAUGAAUAGUCACAUAUAUUUCUAUCUGUUAUAACCUGUCAGAUAACAAAACAAGGUAUUGAUGGUUGAUGAGUUCUUUAUUGACUUAAACUUCCCAUAACUACAAUGAUAGUAUUGCCCAGUAGGCACAGUAUAAAAAAUUGAUAUAUAAAUUAGCAAUUAGUUUCAUAAUCUAGCACUCUUUGAUCUUUGG
This is a messenger RNA of Neopelma chrysocephalum (saffron-crested tyrant-manakin), 1921 nucleotides long. RefSeq names its product complement factor H (gene CFH). NCBI's taxonomy places the organism in Eukaryota, Metazoa, Chordata, Aves, Passeriformes, Pipridae. The coding region runs from base 346 to 1329 and encodes 327 amino acids. The record is from RefSeq and is a predicted model, not a curated record. The transcript is spliced from 7 exons.